UAUGAAGACGGUAAAAUUUUGGAGUCCUGAGGCCAUACACUUGUCUUCCGUCACUUGUCUUUCUCUCUCUCUUUCCCUUUCCCUUUCUCUUUCUUACUCUUUCUGCAUCCCGUUCACUCUUCCCUUCAGUCAAUCUAUCCGAUCAAGCGAUUCAAUCAAUCGAUCAUCAAACCCUCUUUGCUCUCGUCGAUAUCCAUCCAUUUUCCGUCUUAUCACGGUUCUGCGUUGGAGGGAGGAUCAAAUUCAUAACUCCAUUGAAUCUCAUUGGUCUUGUACUUUCUCCUCAACAGCCAGUGAUCGUGCUUGACUGUCAGGGACUUCUGGUUCGCCAAUUGAUUGCCUGCGCGCAUCGUGGCCUUCCCCAGUCAUAUCUCUGCUAUCUACUGGUCCAGAGCGUCGUGUGGCCCCCCUCGAACAAAAAAUAACCCGAUCGCCUUUUCCUCAUUGUUUGGUUCCUUGACAUUUCCACCACCCCAUCUGAGCAACGUGUGACCCACUGGGUUACCUUUCGUGUUGCAUCACCCGCGUCACCUCCCGCUUUCCCAGAUCUCUCCCGUAUUGGAGUCCUGCAGUUUGUAAGUCUAACUCUUUCUUGACACGGCCCCAACUACGCCCUGGAGGUUCCAGAAGAUCGGUGCGCCAUCCACGUCGCUGGGCAUCAAAUCAGAUUUAGUCCAACCCCCCAAAAUAAAUCCCAAAUACCCAAAAAAAGACAAUUUAACAUUACUCCCCAAUCAUCACCAAAAAAAAAAAAAAAAAA
Messenger RNA from Aspergillus alliaceus, 760 nucleotides. RefSeq lists its product as uncharacterized. The annotation marks the transcript as partial. The record is from RefSeq and is a predicted model, not a curated record. The transcript has a single exon. Lineage: Eukaryota; Fungi; Ascomycota; Eurotiomycetes; Eurotiales; Aspergillaceae.